Molecule: messenger RNA, 3557 nt
Organism: Mya arenaria
Lineage: Eukaryota; Metazoa; Mollusca; Bivalvia; Myida; Myidae
Exons: 10
Coding region: 349-2931 (860 amino acids)
Source: RefSeq, a predicted model, not a curated record
AUGGCGGCUUCGGACUGUUAUUGUUUAAUGAACGAGCGAUAACACCGUUUUCCGUAAUAUAGAUCUAGCUACUAACUCAUGUCUGCUACCGUUGCGUAUUAAUGUACUUUGUACAUUGUACUACCUAUGUGUUAGUGUCAAGUGGUGCCUGUAUACUCUCGUAUUUGAUUCCGGUAGGAGUAUCCGUUUUUCUAACGCUGUUUGAAUGUUGAAUUUCUGUAGUUGUCGUGUACUUCAAAAAUGGAUGAUCUGUUCAAACCGUAUGGAUGUGUUUUAGAAUAAAAAUAGCAGAUGUUGAAGGUAAUAUAAGUGAUUGAUAGCUUGUCAGAUAUCAUUAUUUAGGGUAAGAUGUGUAUGUGUAUGUGGAUUGUUACCGCGAUUCCAGCACUUUUUGGCCACGUUUAUGCUGCCAGUAACCAGUAUGGAUCAAUAUCAGUGGAAGGACCAGCUUUUGUGAACAGGGAGGUAACAUUGAAAGCGACUCCACACUAUCCUUGGGGGUGUGACGUAGAAUGGAGAUACUUGAUGGAAAAGGGAAAAGCAUUCCGUACAAUAAAGGGGACAAAUAUUUCCAGAUAUUUGGAAAAAGGAUCGUUCUUUUUAAAAUUGACGCCCUCAAUUGAAUACAACAAUUCUGUUUUCUUUGCCAGAUGUUCAACAAACACAACAAUUAAAACACGAAUGAUAUCUCUAAAUAUGAAAGAUAUUGUUGGUCAAUGUGGUGCUCUCAUGCUUCUAAGCCCUGUCGUUCGCGGUGCAGACGUUAUAUUGGGAUAUUUUCCGUCUGAUGACUCUAUAAAGCGUCAAACAUUCACUAGACGUACGUGGCAGAAGAAUAAACAAGAUAUACAAUUACGAGAAGGUUUUUACGAAGAGAAAAUCAGUUCUGUAUAUCUUUUUACAUUAACGAUAUUCAACUUUGAUGAAGGAGACGAGGGAACAUAUAAUCUAGAGUGCAAUUCAGUCGACAACACAGAAUCUGUGCAGCUUCAUUUUUUAGAGCAACCUAGUUACCCUGUACUCGGUCCAAAGUCCAAUGACUUUAAUACAACACAAUGCAUUUAUGUGUAUGGAGGCUCCGACAUGUAUUGCAUAACUGAUAAUGGAACAAAACCCGUACAGGUCAUACUUUCACUGGGCCAGGAUUCAUUUGUUUUUGGUGAAACUGAAAUAAACAACGGAUUGUACAGAUUCCGUUACGCUAAUCAACAAAUGGCUGGACUGUCAAGACAGAAUGUGACAUGUCAGGUUUCAUAUGCAGUCCUUGAAACAUCUUACGAAGUGCAUGGAAUUCUAUGUAACGUGGAGCAAGGUAGCCCGCCCAUCCUAACAGUUCCAGAAUUCCUUGAUGGAGAAAAUUCAACAGCAUCUUGUGCAGUUCGCAAUGCUAUCCCAGCUCCGGCAAUAGAAAUGCACAUUGGCACAGUCUUGCUAGAUGAUGUUCUACAAACUGAUUCUUUCCAAGGAUCUUCUUAUACUUUUACAAGCUCAGCAAGAGUGACAAAGGCUAACAUAGCGUGGAAUGGAAAAGAGAUGUGCUGCACCAGAAAGAGCAAAUACGAGUUUGGUUUUAAUGAUAUCUCAGUAUGCAAAAACAUCAGUAUGAAAUUCCCACCCUCGAACAUUUCUCUGACCAUUAACAAAAUACCAAAAUACAACAACACUUAUUUUAUCAGUGUCCUAAAUAUUUCUUGUGAAACGAAUGAAUCAAAUCCGCCUUGCACAAUUGAAUGGUCAAGCGACAACAGUAAUUUGAGAUACAUUCAGAGUAACAAUUGGACGAAUGGAGACAAUGGGAGAUAUAGUGCUGUAUCGAACGUGCUUUACAGUGUUUCUAAAUACAUGGCUGGGGGAACUAUUACUUGUUCAAUAAGAUGCGAUCAUUUUCAAUCACAUUUGACUACAAACUACACAGUAUCUUCCUCAGGUGGUCCGACUCUGUAUUUGAACAUGACAUCACCUGUUCAAUUAUGCCCAAAUACUAGAGUGACCGUAAACUGUCUUGUGGAUGACAGUAAUGCUAAUGGACAAUGGACGCUUAGAUGGGAAGAUGCAAAUACCACUGUGCUAAGGAUUUGUACACAAAUAGAGGAAUGCCUUUUAACGCUGGAUUAUACGGGAGAUGGUUUAAACACAUACAUUUGCUACGCUUGGACAUCAGUGGACCUUUUGAAACAUUCCUUGACAGUUUCAAGCUCAAUGACAGAGGACCUAUUUAUGGAGGCAACUAUUGUAAAACAAAGCAUUCCUAAUAUACUUAACUUAACCUGCAACACCAGCGGAAAAUGCAUGCCAUGUGCAAUUGCAUGGAGCAGCAACUCCGUCUUACUUGACCCUAUAUCGACCUCACAAUGGACAAAGAACAGUGGCUCCGGCUAUACAAGUGUUUCAAAUGCUCUCUAUUUCAUUACUAAAGAUGUGGACGGGAAAAGGAUACAGUGUUCUGUAAAUUGUGGGAACGAGUCUUCAUAUUCAAACAAUGAAACAUACACAAUUUCCUUUCAAGCUGUUCAAGAUUCAACUAACAACUCUGCACCAGUUCUAACCCAAAAGUGGUUUAUGUCGGUCAUCUACGCCGUAGCUGGAACACUUUUAUGUCUACUUGUUCUAACGUUAACCUUACUUCUCUUUAGGCGAUGUAAACCUCAUGUUUAUGCAACGCUUCUACGCCGAAGGAAAACUGCAGUUAGAGAGCGAUGUACACAUGUGUAUGAUACGGUGUCUAAUGUUGAGACAACUGCGCUUCACAAUCUGAGAGGAGUGUCAACAAAUGCUAUCCAGGUCACAAACGCACCUCAACAUUUGGAUAUGGAAGGAAACAAAGUCCUCUCAAAUGAAAAUGUAAGCCACUAUGACUAUGUGGACACUACAUCCGACCACAGCGACAGUCAGACAAACGCGCCGGAUGCAAAUUAUAUUCACGCUUUAUAAAACUACGUGAGAGUCGUUUUUACUAUGUAGUCAGAUUUGUAUUGUUCGAAAAUCCUAUGAUCAUUUCAGUUACGCUAACUGUUUCAAGGCGUUUAUUGUUAUUUGUUUCCUCCCUUUUGUACAAUUGUCAUAUCUUUUUUAAUUUAUUUAUCAUAUGAGUGCAUAGUUUCGUAGAUGAUUGAUAUUAGCCGGAAAUAUAGGUAUUGUUGUAUUGCACCUUGGAAGAUUUUGAAUAUAAACGAUAUUUUGAUUUUUCAGUCAUUAUUUAGUCAUUAUUCAAUGGAAACUUUUAUAUAUUAUAUAUGUGUGUGUUUGUGUGUGUGCGUGUGUGUACAUACCGUGGAUGGUCUUAUGAGGUUGAGCAAGGUUAAGCUUUAUACAAAACUUCAAUACAUUAUGUUUGACCGUUGUGCUUGUUGUUUUUGUUACUAUUGUAUUUUUAUAGUGUGAGUAAUCGGAUUGCCUGAUCCAGAAGUCCAACUAUCAACAUAGAGUCUAUGGCUGUUACCCUGUUCUAUUAUAGUUGCUAUGAGUUUUAUUUUACUUCUUUUUUGAUUAUCAUGAUGUUAUUUGUUGUAUAUAAUUUUGUGUCAUACUGGUCAUUUAAGCACAUCUGUGCACAAAAU